Molecule: messenger RNA, 1917 nt
Organism: Rasamsonia emersonii CBS 393.64
Lineage: Eukaryota; Fungi; Ascomycota; Eurotiomycetes; Eurotiales; Trichocomaceae
Exons: 5
Coding region: 1-1917 (638 amino acids)
Biological process (GO): positive regulation of transcription by RNA polymerase II
Cellular component (GO): nucleus
Molecular function (GO): zinc ion binding; DNA-binding transcription factor activity, RNA polymerase II-specific; transcription cis-regulatory region binding
Source: RefSeq, a predicted model, not a curated record
AUGUCAACGCCAACAAAGACACGUCCAAGAACCACCAAAAUCCCCUUUUACGGCCGGUUCAAAACCCCGCGCACCCGAUCGGGCUGUCUUUGCUGCCGCCAGCGGAAAGUGAAAUGCGACGAGCAGCGACCGCGCUGUCGCCGCUGUCGGGACAGUGGGAGGACGUGCAUCUAUGGUCUGAAGCUGCGGUGGCUGGAGCCAGAGGAGUGUGCGGCUACGACGAGCCUGGCUCAGAGGGAUUCGACGACAGGAGGACGGCAGGCGACAGAGUUACUCCUCCUCAAUAUGACGUGCGACGAUUUCGACUUGUACCUGCACGGCCGAGAUUAUUGCUCGAACAGCAGUACACGGACAGAUGUCCGAGAUGACAUGUCGAUUGUGGUGAACGAUGUGGAUUCUGUUCCGGAGAAAAUGUCGCAAUUGAAGUCAAUAUCGCCAGCCCAGAAAAGACACGCUUAUCAGCUACCGCCAUCGCUGCAAUAUGCGCGUCUGAACCUGUCCGCAGCAGAGAUGGCCAUCUUUGACUUUUACGCCAACAAGAUGUGCCCGAAAUGCCGCUUCGCAGACGGUUCCAAAAAUCGCUACCGCCAGGUGAUCAUCCCCAUCACGCUGGUCUCGCCUCUGGUGCUUCGCUCGGUGCUGGCCGUGGCGGCGAACCAGCUGAAGCACUACGACGCCAGGUAUGAGGUCACUGCGCUGCGGUACCAGACUGCCACGAUUCGAGCGCUGUCGCGGAUGAUUGCCUGUACCAGCGGCACUGGGAACCGCAAUGCUGCCGCGUUGACACCAUCUCUAUCGAAAACCGAGAUUCUUAGCAUCAUCCUGAUGCUCUGCUUUUUCGAGUUCGCCAACGACAACUCCUGUCGGCCCGUCGCGACGCAGGCCUGGCGCGUUCACUUGGACGGCGCGCGACGGAUCCUCGAGCUUCCUGCAUCCUCCUUUGGAGGCGUAGGCGCAGCAUGCGACACAGGAGUCGUCACCUUCCUGGCCGGAUUCCUGGCCUCGCGCAGCAUUCUGGCAUACACGACCCUCGUCGAUCCUGCUGACGGGGAGGCUCUGUUCCGCGGGGGCUCGUACUGGCUGAGCAAGAUCGCGCGACCAGUCGAGGAGAUUGACAACUUCACCAGCUGCUCGAAUGAGGUGUUGUCUAUCAUUUUGGAGAUUUGUUAUCGAAUCAGAAAGACGAAAAGGAGGAAAGGCGCUACAGACUGGGGGUUAUUACGAGCGUGGAAGGAAGAGACAGAAAUCAGACUUCGGAAUCUUGUUCAAGAGCUCCCUGCAUCUGCCUCUGCAUCACCAUCGACUGCCUCCAACGCCAUCACGGAAUACCCUCCUGCCCUGACGACCGUGACCCGCACAGCGGAGGCAUUCCGGCACGCGGCGCUGAUCCUGCUGCAGCACCUCGACCCAGACGUACCCGUCGAGGAGAACCCCGUCGUCAACGACAGCGUGACAACAAUCCUGAACCUGAUGACAGCCGGAGUGCCCAUCUCUCCGCCGGGAAAAAGCGGGCGGUCCGUCUUCCUGUGGCCGCAUUUCAUCGCGUCGUGCCACGUGCGCACGGACGAGGAGCGGAUCGUCGUCCUGCGCAACUUUGACACGCUCGAGAGGAUCGGGGCGUCGGUGGCGAACCGUGCGGUGUCGUUCAUCCGCGAGGUGGUGGAGAGGGUGUGGAAGCAGCGAGAUUUGAGGGCUGAUCAUAAUAAUAGUGCCCUCUUCGUCCAUAAUAAUAGUAUUCCAUGCAAUAUCAGUGACGAUGACGAUGAUCCGGCAUGCUUCGAAUGGGAACAGACUCUGUCUGUAUUGAAUUUCCUUUAUUAUAUACCUGACUUGUAUAUAGAUAGACAUGGCAACCCUGUACAAAAGCCAAAAAUCAAACAAAACAAGACAGAAAAAAGAAUCAUUCCUCAUGAUUAA